Molecule: messenger RNA, 8522 nt
Organism: Porites evermanni
Lineage: Eukaryota; Metazoa; Cnidaria; Anthozoa; Scleractinia; Poritidae
Source: the annotation of a GenBank genome assembly
AUGGCCUUUACAGGAAGGCUACGCCUUUUUCAUGCUUCAGGUAUGUGAAAGGGUGGGGACAUCUGCUAUUCGAGAGAACUGGUUUUGUGAUUUAUCCCCUGGAUUUAUUCCUCGCGAAGCCCCGAGCCGCGAGGUUUAUAAUCUCGUCGCGCGCGAAGCGCGCGUGUAUCACACGAGCAUGGCAAGGCCAGCGUGAUUUCCUCUUGGCUAUUGGUUGGUGUCCGCCUUGACGUCAUCCAGGUAUUGACUUCAAAGUGCAUUAUGGGUUUCCAGGCAACCGGUUGCCAUUAUAACAAUGUUUACGGUCGCUGUAUCACCACCCAAUAUCUCAGGCAAAUAAAAGAGAACAGCAAACUCAACAACAGUGGAUUCAACAAGUGGCUGGAAAUCCUCGCUGGGAAAAAAUUACAAACAAAACUCCGCAAGACCGAGAACGUCGACUUUAAAUUCAGGGCGAGCAACGGCACAGCGAAGGCAAACCCUGUCAACUAAACACAGAGGAUGUAAAGAGGCAGGAACAAAAUACGACAAUUACACUGCAAACAAAGCCGACGAAGAGAGGGAACACCGACUGCCGACGUUUGAGCAAAAUGCGGUCAAUAGAAUUCGCAUCGCAACGAAACCGAAACCGACGAGGAAUCAUCAAGAGGCAAGUUUACAGUCAAAAUUAUCUUCUUCGAUGUAACGAUAGGCAGCAAGAAUUACACCAUCUUGUAAGAUCGACAUGAGGAGUAUCUUUCCAACGGACUGAGGACAGCCAAUCAGCCUUUUCACCGCUUUUUUACAAUGAACAGUUUAGAACACCGAUAAUGUGUGACAUGUAGGGAAGCGUUACAUUUGUAAACAAACUAUCUACUGAACAAGAUUUUUUCGUUUAAGCUUACAAUUUUCAUUCAAUUAUACAUAAACACAGCUGUGUCUUUUAAGUCAAAUAUAACAAAAAUUUAUUAUUGCUGGGCUCCUAUAUUUUCGUUCCUAUUAUUCCAAAAGACAAUCUGUAUUUCGGGUAUCCUCAGAAUAUUAGUAUGUGACAUGGCUGCCAUGCCAAGAACGGUAGUUCCGUUAGGGAAAAUUUAAGAAGUCAGUCAUAAAAUUUCACUCUUUCAAAGAAGUCAGAGAGAGGUGACAUAUUCACAGAAAUAAAACAUUUGUUCCAUUGGCAGAAGAAGAUUGAGAUUGUUUUAAGAAAUUAAACGGCAUGCAAGCAGAUAUAGGGUUUCCCAUUUAAGAUCACUCCAUCCUGCACUUAGCUUUACAUUCACGAGAAAUGCAUGUAAUACAGGGAAAGUGUUCAUUUGACUCGUCUCAGUCUGGGAAAUUAAACAUCUAUGGCUCUGGCACUGUCUCAACAACAAGCUCAUGCAUGUUUAGAAUGGACACCAAUGGAGAAACUGAUCACCCUCAACAUAACUUGUUUGUGGACAUUCACUGUUCACUGUUUGUGGAAACUCACUGUUGUAUAGGUAUUUGUUUCUUAUGCAUGUACACGAAUAUAACUCGGAACACUUGCCUAGGUGAUAAAAAUUUGGUACUUUUUACAUGGAUUCAGUGCUUUACGAUGAAUUAACGCCCACAUAUUGAAUGAUCAUAAGUCAUGAUCACUUUAAUAAUUCUCGUGAACUGCAUCCUAUAAAAUGACAUUGCUACUUGUAAUUUUCCAUUUCAGUGAUUACUGUUGCAAAAAACAGUUGUCAAGUGUGAUUAUGUACCAAAAAAGUGCAGACACUUUUAUAAAUGUAGUUCACCUAACAAUAAAUUUUUUUCUCCAAUUACCAGCAUUUAGUUGUUGUUUUCACUGCAGCAUUGCCAUCCACUCAUUACUACUGACACAUUUCGAAUAAUUAUUACAUUUAAGGGUGAGCUUUUAUUAAGCAAAUGCAACUGCAUAUUAGUCAGCAGUUAUCCACUAUCACCCCCAUUUCCUUUUGACCAUAAUUACACAUGUAGGAGGGUCAAAUGGGGUGAACUCGGGACCUAUGAAACAUUGGCUAACAACAGGAACCCCAUUUAAAUCUCAGAAUUAAGAUCCUUUUUAAAACCAGAGCACUGGGCUCAAAUUUAAAGUACAUCUCAGCUUCCAAUAUUAGACCAGCCCUCCCCAGUUACAUGAUUUACUUCAUUUCUCUCCUGUCCUCCCACCCCUUAUGGGCUUCCCCCCGAGCUUCGCGAGGUUCUGCGAUACACGUAUUUCUAGUCAGAGGUGUAAGGAAGUUAUGCAAUCGAAACCUUCAGACUGGAAAGUGAAGGGACUGGGUAUUUUGAAAGUUGUGUAGUUGCGAGUAGUAAAUUGCUAGUUGCGAGUUGCUAGUUGCUAUUUGCCAGUUACUUGUUGCGAGUAAUGUAAAGUUGACGAGCUGCAGCAUGUCUUUUUAGUCAAUUUAAAGGGUCAAGUAGCUGAUUCAUAAAAGGUACAUCUUGUGACUAGGGACAUAAAGCGCUGUCGAACGAUCACGUACUUGGUCCGACUAGCUAUAUAAAUUCAAAAACAGACGCCUUCUCUAGUUGGCCGUAAGGCGUAAGACGCUCAGCAUUCUUCUGUCGCGGUGAGGGAACGGUAAAUACUGAGUUCGCGUUAAAUCCAGUGACCGGUAAGGAAUCGAACGCCUGGGUACUAAACUGGAUAUCUCCGAAAAUGUUAAUAACCGCUUAUAUUAACCUCACUUUUUUUUUCUUUUGCUAAAACCGCUCAGUUAUUCACUCUGCCAUCUGCGCCUGCUACAAUUUCUGCCGUACAUCCAAGGGCUUCACAUUUGUCCGCCUUGCGCCAACGUUAUAAUUAGCAUUUACUGUGUGACAGUGUGUGUGUUACGACUCCUUGGUCUCAACCAAACUAUUAAGACUAGAACCAUUAUUCCAUAUUUGAAGUUACAUGGUGACAUAAGAACGACUGAAUCAACGCACAGCUCUCAAUAACAAGAACAUUUAUUAGCGUUUAGUAAAAGAAUCAAAGGGUGCCUAUGGCCAAUCCUGGAUUAACUAGCGUAGAAAUGAAAGCUGAUAAUGAACUUGCAAUUAGUCUACCGGUAUAUUUUAAGGACGGUGCCCGCUAAUGGGAAGUAUUUUUUCCCAGAUAAUGAGUAUGUGAGACCAAGAGAGGAUAAAGGGGACAGAGAAGGCAUCCCCCAUAUACACCCUAUUCCACGGGUAAUUCGUCUCGAGUUAUUUAAGUUUCCUCGCGCGCUGCGUGGAUGUUUCGUGGAGGUUUUGCAUGACUAAACGCCGUGCAAAACAUGUCAGGCGAAAGGCAAUGAAAGCGUACAGAGAUGGGGAGCAUUCCUGAAUAUUGAAGCGAAAUGAGUCGGCGCUCACGUGGGAAAAGGGAAUCGCUAGACUGUUUGACAACCCGUAAAAUCAGUUUAACUCGAAGUUGUCGUAACCUCAGUGCUUUUAGUUAACAAAAUGAGAAAUUUCGCCGGUCUAUUGAAACCAGUCAUUUGUACAAUAAAGCAAGUAGGACGCCAAGUGAUAUUUUUGUUGAAUAAUAAAAGACUAAUAAAAGAAUAAAUAUCAAACCAGAAAUUGCUCUCUUCAAACUGUAAAUUAUAAAUGAUCCUGAGAGAAUAUUCAGUGUGUUAAGGAUUUUCCCUGCUGUACUGUUAGCUCUAUACAAGAGAGGAAGGGCGAUUCUUUUUUAAUUUCCGUUUGGCUGAUACAGCUUUAGCAGAAAUCUCUCUGCAGUCGUUUUCGUCGACAAUUCAAAUAGUAAUAACGCUCUCCGCGUCAUCCGCCAUUUUGUUCUGCGUCAAUUCGUGAAGGAUGCGUGGUUCUGAGCGUGGGUCAUCCACGCGGAACACAUUCGCGCUAUGUCAUGUGGUGACAGAAACCGGAUUCCUCGCUGGAUGGCGAUUUCCCCGAAUUUGCACAAGUGAGCCUGGGCGUGACCUAUUUAAUAAUAAGUUGCCGUCAGGCUCGUGUUGCCGUAUAAUCUUAGAGAUAUUUAUAUUUUGAAUAGUCAACUUCAUUCUUAUUCUACACGGCGAAGCAAUGAUAUGCAUAAGCAGUAUUACAGAACAAACUAUGGCUAUGAUUCAAUACAGUGUAAAAGGACGAAAUUGAACUCUAUUCCAGAAGAUUUAAAGAACACAAAAUCACAAUAUAGUAUAAAAAGGAAAUAAAUAUUUUGUCACAACAGUGUUUAGACAAUGCUUAAUGUUGUGGAAGUUAAAUUCUUGAAAUCAAUUUAUGGUUACGUUAGAUUACGCUACAUGUGGCGUCCAGACCUGAUAAGAAAACAUAAUAGAUAAUAGGAGAACCUUGUAAUAAAAACCCGUAAAAGUUCUCUAGUUUCCAUGCAUAUUGAUGUAAUUACAUAUUUGUUCAAUAUAAUAAAGUUUAUGUUGUGUUGAUUUGUAGAGAAGUAAAGGCAAUCCUCCCUUUCCCUUUCUUCCCAGGGAAAACUCAAUAAAGUUUUAUUUAAGAAGGCUCCGUCUUGAGGUCCAGCCCCUUACCCUUUUAUAUACAUCUGUGCAGAAAAGGGGCCUCUUUCGUAUACCUUCUAUUGAAAAAUGGUACCCUAACCCCCGUCACAUACCUACAAUCCUGGACAAAAGUUCUUGGGACAGCAGGAGCAUAACAGCAGUUCUAUCUGUAUCACAAAUAAUGUUGGCAAAAGCAGUGAUGUGCUUUGAAAAUCCUUUUAACCCCUCCCCCUUCCCCACCUAAUACAAUGUUGAAAGAUCAAAGAAAUUGUGCCUUGAAGGUAUCAAGACUGUUUUGGGGGUGGGGAGAUGCACUGUUAGUCGCGCGCGAAUGUUGAUACAAGCGCGCUUGGCGCGCGACGAGAUUAUAAACCUCGCGGCUCGGCACUUCGCGAGGAAUAAGGUGGAUUUUCACUUUGGCGUACAGUAUGUUGCCCAGUAUCCGGACACUUCAGUUUAAGAUUGCAAUAACUUUCCUUUGUUAAUCGUAAGAGCUCUGAAAUUUGGCCCAGAGAAAAUCUAUCUAGUCCUUAAUAUGAAGAAAGACAAUUUAACUUGUUUGCCUUUGUUUCCAUCGCGAAAUUAAUAUUUUUGCAGAGCUCCUAAGUUGCCCAGUAUCCGGACAGCUGGCCCAGUAUCCGGACACAACAAUAACAACGUAACUGUACAUAAAUUUCGACAGGCUAGCGACUCAUAAGCUUCUUUUGCACCUGCAAAGUAAUCUGGCAAUCGAUUCCAAAAAUAUAACCUAGCAUCGUGAAAUAAAACAUAACAAAUGAUUGGGGUAUGGUGGGGAACGCGAGCGGCUGUUUUAAAAAUGGUAUAAUUCUUACUUCCUUGUCUAGGAACUUUUUCACUGAUUUAAGGAAGGUAUCCGUGGACAUGCCGAAGCCGCAGUUUGCAAGCUAAAUUAGCCAAUCUGCAAACGACUUUCUUUCUUCAUUUUUAAUUUUAAAAAAGAGCUUGGGGAAUGGACCUUAACCCGACGGUCAAAGGUCACUCUCCUAUUUAGUCUGACCUGCAGUGUUGAUUUCUUCAUGGUCAGUCCCACAAUAAGCCUGCUUUUCUAGCACUAAUUCCUCCUUCUUUCACAUCUCUCAAUCCCUUUGUGACAUUUUUCAGACCGUUGCAACCCCAUUCUAGCAGUAACAACUUGGGAAAGUAUGAGAAUUCCAGGUUCAACUCAGACGCUUUCAGUUGUAUAUAGAAAAUGCAGUCACGCGAAACAAGCCGUGCACAUGAAAUCAAGUCGCCUCUGAAUGAGUGAAGAAAAUUUGCAUACGGAGUUGAGUAGAUUUACAUUUUACGACUAUAUCAUAUAUGCUAACCUUUAAUUAUAGUUACUGAUAUGAAAUAAAUCUUAUCCGGAUAAAUUACACAGCUAAUUCAUCGAUUCUGUACAGCAAAGAAAAAUCUGUCCGGAUACUGGGCACAUGACAUCAAAACUUAGUGAAUGUUUCUGGCCUCCGUUAUUCCAAACAAAUCGAAUUUCAAGAAGAAUUAAUAAACUUUCUGAAAACCUGACUUCCUUAAGUAUCUUUACUUUAAGAAUAAAACAGUUUCUUUGAAAAUAACACACAUUACCCUCCCUUUUCUGACCAGCACUAAUUUUACUGCGCAGUAAACAGCGUAAAUAUUAGCCACGAAAAGUUUACUCACCUGAACAGAACGGCGUCUUUCUCGACUGUUUCGCAAGCUUUCAAAUCGCCAAAAUUUUCAUCUUAAAGCUGAAAUGUUCAGCUUUCAUUCGAAAUACUUUGUUUACCGAGAACUGAAAAGGGCGCCUCAAAAAUUGAGUUUUUGUUUCAAGUGUCCGGAUACUGGGCAACAUACUGUAAUUUAAUUUUUACGUGCUUAAAUUAAAAAGCUAAGAGGCAAUGUAUGGAAGGUCGCGUGUAAACGUAGAAGUUUAACCUCGCUCAACUUUUACAUCUGCGCGGGAUGCCUCUAUUAUGUUUAUGACGUAAAUAAGCAAGUUUUGAAUUCCCCGACGGCCCUGGGACAGGCACGAUUGCGAGGCUAAUGUGGGUCAACUUUGCAGAAACAAAAACAUAGAUAAUUUUCCCCUGAGUCGCUGGAAAACGAUAGAAAUCUUAAAAACAGUAAGAUUUCAAAGCUUAAACUUUACCAGUAAGCCAAAGGGAUAUCUGGGCAAACAACAAAAUUGUGGGAAAAGCUGAUCGUACUUAACAGAAGACAGGAAGAAAGUGACCAAGCCCAAAGAAUAAGUAAACUUUGUAAGCCUUGACAAGGGUAAAGUUUGUUAAAAAUGACAAUUUUAUUCCUUUUAAUCAUCUUUCUUCUUAGUAUUCUAUUAUACUCUUGUGAUAUGUGUAAAAUGCAGUUUAAACUGCUCAGUAUGUCGUCUGUAUAAAAUUCUGAGUUCGAGUUCUUGUCGGAUGAAAUGUGCGUACGUUUUUCUUUAUGUGACUGAAUAAUUUGAUAAAUAAUGUACGCUAAAUGUAAGCUUAUGUAUAAAUAAACUUAUACUAGUUUAGUAAUCAUCGUUUAAACCGAUUUAACUUUCUUACAGUGCAAGGAAUUUAUGCAGAAGGUCUGUCCAGUCGGUAUAUUCUUUAUUUCAAAUGCACAAGAUUUUGCAUACGCUCCUUUAGAAAAAAUGUAAACUAAAUUGAAGGUUUCAAUUAAAACUUGUAGGCUUUCAACAAGUACGUACACUCCCGUGGAAGGUAUGGUUUAAAGAAGUUUUAACCAUUACCGGAAAAUAAUAUUAAAAUGGCUUCAGGAUAUUACCUUGUGAAAGGAUUUUAAAACCAUUUUCGCACCAGUUUUUAUGGAACUCACUCACCGACCACUAUUUCGGUCAAUUUAUUGUUAGGCUCGUUGUUUUUCUUAGUGAUGACGAGCAGAUUUUCCUUUUGCUCUUUGAAACAAUUAUUUCUCAAGUGAAGCCUGUAAAUAAGUUUUGUGACCUCCAAAACCUUUCAAUGCUUCAAAUUGUCCUUUUUUUCGCCAACUCAGCAGCAGUUUUCUCAUGUUUGUUUGUCUUCUUGGUGAGAAGUGACCCGCAGUAGCCUCGCUUUCGCGUAAAAACAAGCACUCGCCCCUAAGCCGCCCGGGAAUACGAAAAUCGCCUAUUUUACGUAUGUGCGCACUUAAAAAUAUCGCGAUGGUGGAAAUCCACCCCUAGGUUCAGUUCCAGUAGACUCCUAGCAGGGAGAGAAGGGAAUAUGGUGGUAACUUAACCACUGUGAGUGAACAUCAAACCUGAUUCAACAUGUAAAUUAUCUGAGCUCGCUUCUAGCUUUGCUUAUUAUUUUCAUGCAAGACUCUUGUCUCAAUUCUGAAGCUGUGAUCAAUAAUUUUAUUGAUAUGUAUGCUUCAGCUGCGACCCUUCUUUCUCACUUACAAGAAGGUACAUUGUAACAUCUUUUUUAACACAAUGCCGCGUUCUCUUUAUUCGCAGGAACCUGCGGAUACGCAAGUGAUCUUACUCGAAUAGCCUUUAUGAGUGAGAAGUUUCCAAGCAUCAGGCACGUUAUUCUGGACGAGGUGCAGGCUUUUCAAAUUGAAGAUGGAGAUUGGCUAGGAAAAGCCAGAUGUCUUGUGCGAUAGCAUGCAAGCGAUUGUGAAAGUAAGUACAGUUCGUAUGAUCCCUUCGAUGCAAACUCUGAAACUGGUGCAGAGUGCUGCAGUGGCGGAGAUGAUGAUCCAGGCUAUUUGUGGGGUUUCAUAGAUCGAAAUCAGAUCAAUCAUACAUUCAGAACAGGUAUACCAGGUAGUUUUCAGCAAACGCGUCGUCCCACAAGAGUGAUAAGAAACUCCAGACAAAUUUUCAAUUAUGCGAAACAAUUUCUCAAUGAUGUUAAUGCUAGGCGUCAGCCAUCAAUAGGCCAUGAUUUUGACGGAGAGGUACUACGUGUCGUAACGUACCAAGAAGGACAACAGACCAAUAAGUUAAUUGAAGAACUUAAGUUGCUUUUUCUGCUUUUUGAAGAAGGUUACAGUAAAGGAGAUAUUGCCAUUCUGUUUGAGAAGGAUGAAUCUAUUCCUGCUACAACAAAGGCAGAAAUUUUUUUGCAGUUCGAUGUACUUGCUCUUGAUGCUAAGUUCAGUGAUAGCGAGUGUAUUGUUCUGAUCUAA